AUGACAAUGAAGGAAGGAAACGCAGACUAUCGGUUAUCUGAAACUUUUGAUUCAGUUUCAUCAGGAAGUGUACUCUUUAUGAAUGAGACUCUUUCGGAUUGUGAAAGUGCCCAACUCCUAGCUUCGGAUAUUAGCGGGUACUCAAACAUUACACGAUUUUCUUUGCCUGAUUGUGACACAACGUUGAACGAUUCAAUUCGAUCAGGCUCUUUAUUCGGAAGAGGGAGUGAUGUUUCAUCUGCUUACGGUCCUGAACUUGUCGCUGUUAAAAAAGGAACAUCUUUCAACAGCAGCAGAGCGAAUAAGCCAAUAACCGAACAGCCUCAAAGAUCUUGCCCGUUGUGCGACAUAUCAAUGAAAGCCGUUAAUAUUUUUCGACAUAUGAGAAGAUCGCAUGGUUGGAACGAAGAACAAAUCGAUGUGUUCAAAAUGCAACUAAGAAGGAAGAAAUACGAAGGAAAGAAACUGUUUGAAUGCUCAUCCUGUCCGGCCGUAUAUACCUCAGCCCCGGCAUUGAGAGAACACCAGAAAACCUACGGAUGUUCGAACAGUGCCGCCUUCGAGAAAGUUCGGAAAUUAGCUGCAGGAGAUACCUCUGAAAUCUCAAUGUUGGAAGAAACAAACAAAACUGAAUUAGAAGAAUGUCCAACUCUCGCCUCUCGAAACACAUCUGUUUCAAAUCGUAGUAUUGACAUCAGCAGAGUGCCAAUUGUUUCUGAUUAUAUUAAUGAAUGUGCAAAGUUAAGAAAUCGUUUGGCUACAAUGGAGAUCGAAGUAGUGGCGGAAAGUGUCUUUGAUGAGGCGGAAUACAAAUUGGAAAAGAUUAUGGAACUGUACAAGUUGAUAUUAGCCACCAAAGGAAACUGUGAAUUAAAGGAAUCCUCGCAGAACGAGCCUGCUGUGCAAUAA
Auanema sp. JU1783 is the source of this 909-nucleotide messenger RNA. NCBI's taxonomy places the organism in Eukaryota, Metazoa, Nematoda, Chromadorea, Rhabditida, Rhabditidae. The record is from the annotation of a GenBank genome assembly.